Molecule: messenger RNA, 798 nt
Organism: Fusarium sp. VM40
Lineage: Eukaryota; Fungi; Ascomycota; Sordariomycetes; Hypocreales; Nectriaceae
Source: the annotation of a GenBank genome assembly
AUGCCCCGUAUUGGUUUUGGUAGCUACAAAAUCCGUGGUCAGACAUGCAAAGACGCUGUACUUGCCGCGCUCGCAGCAGGGUACAGGCAUAUCGACUCAGCCGCGCUGUACCGCAACGAGGUGCGCGUGCGCGAAGCAAUCGAACAAUCCGGUGUGCCUCGUGAGGACAUUUUUCUCACUACAAAAGUCGGAAGCCCUAGGCGGAAAGAAGCUCAAGGCGAAAUGUAUCAGGAUGUCGUUGAGACGGUGGACCGUAUCGCUGGAGAGGAUGGGUAUGUUGACUUGUUACUGAUUCAUGUCCCUGGACCGUCUCGAGAACAUCGGCAGAGGUUGUGGGAGGCUAUGGAGAGAUUAAAGAAAGAGAGGAGAGCAAAGAGUAUUGGUGUUAGUAAUUUCAGAGUGCGGCAUCUUGAAGAGCUCAGGGAGUAUGCUACUGAGUGGCCUCCAAGUGUGAAUCAAAUCGAGCUCCACCCAUGGUGUCAGCAAUGCGAAGUCGUAGCCUUUUGCAAGGCCAAUGACAUUGUUGUAGAGGCAUACAGCCCGCUUGCUACAGGCACUCGGCUGGACAAUACAACAGUUCAAGGCAUCUCGACAAAGCAUGAUAUGACGCCGGCUCAAGUUCUCAUACGAUACUCGCUACAGAAGGGGUGGGUGCCAUUACCCAAGAGCUCAAAGCCGGAGCGUAUUCAGGAGAAUUUCAACGUCUUUGAUUUUGAACUGGAUGGAGAUGAUAUGAAUACUUUGGAUGGGCUCGAUGAGGGCUCAGCGGGUGCUGUCUUUCGGAUGAAUGUUGAUUAG